AUGAGCAACCCGUUAGACGCUCUCAUCCCGCCCGAGGAAACGUACUGGAUCGAAGCCGACGAGGACUUCGACGAUAGCCAAGUAAGCGAAGAGCAUCAACGGCUGCGAAUCCUCCUCUUCCAACAAAAUCGCCGGGACGCGCAACUCCGCCAGAACCGUCGCAGGAUGGCGCAGAAGAACGAUGGCGACUCGUCCGAUUCUGACGUCGCGCCUGAGCAGCCUAAUGGCGUCUCCAAGACUCCCUCGACCGAUGGGCCGGCGAAGGAUGCCAAGGAGGAGGAGAAGUUGGUGAAGCUCGACCCCAGCGAGAUCGGCAUGUCUGCGGGCUACAAGAACUUGUACAGUGGUAAGGAAGAUAAGAGAGGCCGUUUUCAGUGGCAGACCACCAUCCCGGAGGAUCUAGGCAAGCCAGCUGAAGACGCAGAGAGCGAGAAGUGGGCCAUCAUUGUGCGUCACAUCAAGACUUACAACGAUCCGAAGAAGGUAUUGUCGAUACAUUCUAUCGUCAUUCAGAGCCCACUUCUCAAGAAUAUGCUUAGUGAGGUGCUCGCUGGCUACCCUGGCGUCACGGUGGGCUUAAAGAGGCUCGAAUUUUCCGGUCGCUUCGAGCCGCUCAUUCAUCGUUGGCCUGAGUUCACAUCCGCAGUUGCGAAGCUGAAGGCCCGCCAGACUUCCGAGAACGAGGACGACAGGUCGGAAGAUAAGGCGAAGCACGCCACACUCCUGCAAGAAUUGCUUACAAAGGAGUUCCAAGAGACUAUCGACGCCGCUACCGACCUCAAGAGCCAAGGCGUGAUGACAUACGAGCACUUGUGGACUCUAUUUCAGCCUGGCUCGUUCGUGUACAGCAAGCAGCAGGGCCAAGAUAGGAUCUUCCGCCUUCACUCCUCUAAGUACGGCACAGAUCGCAGCGGCAAUCCAGUCUACUGGCUCGCAUGUCAAUACACGGACUACGACGGCUCACGAUGGGGUACGAACAAGCUCAACCUCUGCAUCCCCGCAUACGAAGGCACAAAGCCUAUCACCGGCCUACCAACAUCGCCUCUUGAUUCACAUAGCGACGUCGAUGCGAUCAAAGCCAAGCUCGUCGAGCGCGGUAGCAAGGUCGAGGCACUUGCUGGCUCACACUAUCGCGGCUACAACGGGGUUGGGUGGCGCAUGGGCAGCAUGAACGUCAAGGAGAAGUACAGCAUCAAGGGCCGUGUGGUCGUCGACACAUAUGGUUGGAACAGGUUUAAUCCGAACAUGAGCGUUUAUGUGACGCCGUUGCAUGUGAAGGAUACGCCGAAUGCUGCUGGUACUGGGAGUGGUACACCACCCAUCAACGAAUAUGGUGGCGAUGACGAAUACGACGAGGGCUACGAUGACGAUGAUGGUGGGAUGCCACUUGAUGGCUACUUUGCGGAUGAGGAUGAGGAAGAGAGCAAGCGUGCGGGUGUGGUGCUUAGCGAGGAGCAGAAGAUGAUCUGCACGCCGUUGGUGCGCGGAUACGCGCUCAAGGAGAAGAUCUGGCUCAAUUUCUUCGUCAAUGCUGUCCAAGAUGUCGACUUCAGCACUCGCGCAUUUGAGAGCUUGGUCUUGCCUCAGUCGCAGAAGGAGCUCAUUCUCGGAUUCACGGAGACGCAACAAUCAUAUCGUAGUCAAUUCGACGAUGUAAUCGAGGGCAAGGGCCGCGGCAUCAUCAUCCUGCUUUGCGGACCUCCAGGCGUCGGUAAGACGUUGACGGCGGAAUCGGUGGCGGAGGAAAUGAAAGUGCCGCUCUACAUGAUGAGCGCCGGCGAUCUCGGUCUGGAUCCGCGCCAUGUCGAGGCGAAGUUGCAAGGCAUUCUCGAUAUGUGCACUCGCUGGAACGCCAUCCUUCUACUCGACGAGGCCGACAUCUUUCUGGAGUCUCGAUCUCUGCACGAGCUUGAGCGGAACAAGCUUGUGUCAAUCUUCCUGCGUGUGCUCGAGUACUACGAGGGCAUCAUGUUUCUGACGACCAACCGUGUCCAAACCUUCGACGCGGCCUUCCAGAGCAGAAUCCAUAUCAGCCUCGACUACAAGGAGCUCGAUCACAAGAGCAGGCUGACGGUGUGGAAGAACUUCCUUAAACAGCACGAUGUCGCACAAGCGGCUGCUCGGGACCGUCCACUCAAGGCUCUCGUUUCCGCAGCCAAGGCGCUGCAGAACGGAACGCAUGAUAGUGUUUCAGGUACCGAUGGUGCAGAUGAGGACUCCAACGCGAGGGUGCAAGAGCUCCACAAGAAGCGCACCCUCGCACACAACAUCUCGGACCAGGACAUGACCAGAUUAGCGAGUAUGAGCAUGAACGGCCGGCAAAUCAAAAACGUCCUGAAGACCGCUCAGCUGUUGGCGAGUAAGAGGGGUGAGGGUCUGAGCUACGAUCACGUUAAGACCGUGAUGGAAGUGACCCAGCAUCUGCUUAAGAGUGAGCAGGCGACUCAGGCCACGAAGGAUACCCUGUACCAUUAG
Recurvomyces mirabilis is the source of this 2475-nucleotide messenger RNA. RefSeq lists its product as uncharacterized. The transcript has 3 exons. Gene Ontology annotation, molecular function: ATP binding; ATP hydrolysis activity. Bases 1 to 2475 code for a protein of 824 amino acids. The record is from RefSeq and is a predicted model, not a curated record. Lineage: Eukaryota; Fungi; Ascomycota; Dothideomycetes; Mycosphaerellales; Teratosphaeriaceae.